AAAAAAAUGAUUCGUGAAUGGUAUGAAAAACAAGCACCAAGGCCAGAUCAUGACUACAGCCAUUAUUACAAAACCAUUGAAGACCUUCGCAACAAGAUCCUCAAUGCUACCAUGGACAAUGCCAGCAUGCUCCUUCAGAUUGAUAACGCCAGACUGGCUAUGGAGGACUUUAAGACCAAGUAUGAAACUGAACUGAACCUGCGUUUGAACGUUGAAGGUGACAUCAAUGGACUACGCAGAGUCUUGGAUGAACUUACUCUUUCUAGAUCAGAUCUGGAGCUCCAUAUUGAGGGCUUGAAGGAAGAACUGGCUUAUCUAAAGAAGAACCAUGAAGAGGAAAUGAAUUCUCUUCGUGGACAAGUUGGCGGCCAUGUCAAUGUAGAGAUGGAUGCUGCCCCAGGUAUUGACCUAAGUAGGAUUUUGUCUGACAUGAGAGACCAAUACGAAGGGCUGGCUGCAGAGAACCGUAAGCAAGUUGAAGCCUGGUACUUCAAGCAGACAGAGGAACUGAACAAAGAAGUUGCAAGCCACAGUGAACAAAUCCAGUCCAGCAAAACAGAAAUGACCGACCUCAAACGUACCGUCCAAAGCCUGGAGAUUGAACUUCAGACACAACUAAGCAUGAAAGCGGCAAUGGAAGGCACCUUAGCAGAAACGGAAGGCCGGUACUGUAUGCAGCUCUCUCAGAUACAGGAUAUGAUCAGCAGUGUUGAAGCUCAGCUGGCAGAAUUAAGGUCAGAUAUGGAACGCCAGAGCUAUGAGUACAAAAUGCUCAUGGAUGUGAAGACCCGUCUGGAACAGGAAAUCGAAACCUACAGGCGUCUCUUGGAGGGUGAAGAUGCCAGUAUUUCAUACAAAGAAUCCCCUCAAACCAUACGAAAAAUCCGUACCAUUGUUCACGAUACCGUUGACGGAAAAGUGGUGUCCUCACGGGAGAAAGUCCAGCAAUCAACCUACUAAUCUAAACCUGUCGCCAUAUUCAGCACAGAUUUCUGAGAUGUGAUAUAUCUAAUAUAACUUGUUUUAGUGGCAGGCAACCUGUGGUACUCCUGUUGUUUAGGAAUUUAAAAUCCCAGAAUGCAUAUGGGUAUCUGAGGUUCUGCAGCAGCUGGGGAGCCAUAGACUACACAAGCCAACUCUGCCCUGCAAUCAUAAAGAUGACCAUUAUGGUGUGCUGAGUUAAUCGACAAGGUCACUGACACCAAUUUAUGUCUGUAUUUCUUGUGCUACUUUUUGAGGCCUCUCUAUUUUCUAUAUCUAAUAAACUCAUCAGCUUUCUCAUGCAAAAAAAAAAAAAAA
Bufo gargarizans (Asiatic toad) is the source of this 1299-nucleotide messenger RNA. RefSeq names its product keratin, type I cytoskeletal 17-like. Gene Ontology annotation, molecular function: structural molecule activity. The transcript has a single exon. The annotation marks the transcript as partial. The record is from RefSeq and is a predicted model, not a curated record. Lineage: Eukaryota; Metazoa; Chordata; Amphibia; Anura; Bufonidae.